Molecule: messenger RNA, 688 nt
Organism: Vavraia culicis subsp. floridensis
Lineage: Eukaryota; Fungi; Microsporidia; Pleistophoridae
Exons: 1
Coding region: 251-586 (111 amino acids)
Biological process (GO): microtubule-based process
Cellular component (GO): dynein complex
Source: RefSeq, a predicted model, not a curated record
CAGUGGUCGAGCAGUUGUCUGGUGAUAAUGUAUUAAGGAAAUGUAGCGAUGAUGUUAUCACCAUUUAACACGUGCACGUGAUAAAUGCAUCGAUAUUAGAGCGAUCUCCGAACGGGAGCUGUCUAUAUUUUCUCCAAGGAACCAAUCGUAGAUACAGUCAUUAGCAGUCAACAAAUCAAAGUGAAAUGCCAGAUUUUUGAUACUGCCCCUUUAUCCGAACAUAUUUAAAGCAAAUACGUAGCAAUCCUUCAUGGCAACAAAGGUAGAAGAGAAAGAGACAAAAGCACCAGAGGAGGAGGAGAAGAAGAAGCAUUUGGCAAAGGUAGUCAAAUCAACAUGCGAUCAAAACGUGUUAGACCACUGUUUAGAUAUUAUUGAUAGAUACAAGAUAAAAGACUCAAGUCCGACAUUUUGCAAAAGACUGAAAGAUUCGCUGGACAGCAAUUUCAACAAGGAAUGGAAUGUUUUUAUAGGCGGGCACUUCUCGGGCAUGUGUGGCUUUGUAGAGAAUACAUACAUGGAAUUAAUGUUGAAUGAUAACAUGAGAAUGGUGAUAUUUCAGUCGUAUUCGCCUGAUAAACGCUAAAUUUGCGUAUUAAAUCGUUUUUAUUCCGUACUUUUAUUUUAUGACAAAUAAUAUAUUUCCCAGAACUGACCAAUCAGCUUUCGAGGUGUCUUUUUAUUUAGA